AUGAACAAUAAUCAAAAUAUAAAAAAUGAAGUAAUUGUAACAAUAAAUGGGACAAAAGAUGUUAAUAUAAAUAUAGAAAACGAGGGGAAUGAAAUAAAAGAUGAUAUAAAGCAUAUCGGAAUAGCAGAAGAAAAUAUAAAAACUGAUUCUAAAAUAACAACAAACAAUUAUAGAAAUGAUAAUUCAAUGAAAAUAGUGAUAAAAGAAAAGGAUAGUAUAAAUUGUAAUGAGUUCAAUAUUUGUAGUACUAUUUUAACAGACGAAUUUAAAGAUGGCGAAAAUGGAAAUAUAACAAAAUGCCCUGAAAAUGUAGAAUGUAUUGAAAUAAAUAAUAAUAAUAAUAAAGACAUAGAUAUAGAAAACAUUAACAAGAAAAAUGAAAUGAUAAAUAAUGAAAGUAUUGAUUUGGAAAAUAACAAUAAUGAACAUACUUUGUCCAAUGAACGCAUAUAUGGCAGAAGUGAUAGUUCAAGCAGCUUAACUAUAGAUGACAAUCCCAAUAUAUCAAGAAGAGCAUAUAGAAGUUUUCAUAUAUGUUCAAUUUUUAUUCAUUUAGCAUUAUUAUUAAUGAUUUUAUUAUUAAUAGCGACAUUAAUUAAUGAUUAUACAGUAUAUAUAACAGCAGAUAAAGGAAAAACAAUAAUUUAUAUUUGUGGUAUACUAUUAGGUUUAUUAUGUUUACAUGCAUGUAUAAAUUUAUAUAUAUCUUUAAUGUUUUUAGCAGAUUAUGAGAUUUCAAGAAAAAUAAAAAUUAUUGAAUCAAAAAUGCAUAUGAUUGUUUUAUUAUAUUUAUUUUUAUGUUUAUAUGUAUAUUUGUUUGAAGAUAAAAAUAACCCUAUACGUCCAAUAUUUUCCUUUGCUAUAUUAUUAUCAGUUAUUUAUUAUUUUAUGCCAUUAUUUUUAUAUAUUGUAUUGAGAAUUUUAUUUUUUAUUGUUAUUUUCACAAUAAUAUUUAUGAAAAGAAAAAGUCCAACUCCAAAAAAUGUCUUAAAAAAAUUAAAAAUUAUCAAAUAUAUAGAUUACAAAAACUAUUGUGAACAUAUACGAGCAAAUCAAAUGUCAAUAUCAGAAUUUAAUGAUAAAGAGAAUAAACAAGUGGAUGAAAAAGUAGCAGAUAAAGAGGAUUGUAUUUUGAAAAAUUCUGAACAAAAUAUAUCAUGUAAUAAAAAUGAAAACAAUAAUCAAGAUUUAAAUAAAAAUUGUAAUAAUGAAAUAAAUAAUUUAGAAAUUAAAGAUAAUAUUAAAAAUAGUAAAAUUGAAAAAAAUAAUAACCAUGUAAAAAUGGAUAAAGAAGUAUGUAAUAGAAAAUUAAAUAAUAUGAAUAGGCUAAAUUAUUAUUCGAUUAACAUAUAUGAUAAAAAUAAGAAAAAAAAUAUUUCAUAUAAGUCAAAAAAUAUAGAAGAUGAAAUUAUAAAGAAUAAUAUAUAUGAUAAAGAAAAUGGUGAAACAAAUAAUUAUAUUAAGAGUAAUUCAUUUUACAUUAAUAUUGAAAAUGAAAAUUAUAUGUGUGCAAUUUGUUUUGUUGACUAUUUAGACGAUGAUAGUAUUUGUGUAUUACCAUGUAAUUACAUGCAUUAUUAUCACAAAGAUUGCAUAUUUACAUGGUUAAAGAAAAACAACGAUUGUCCUUUGUGCAGAAAAAAUAUAACAAUUUAA
Messenger RNA from Plasmodium berghei ANKA, 1656 nucleotides. Its product is annotated as RING zinc finger protein, putative. The transcript has a single exon. Lineage: Eukaryota; Apicomplexa; Aconoidasida; Haemosporida; Plasmodiidae. The coding region runs from base 1 to 1656 and encodes 551 amino acids. The record is from RefSeq and is a predicted model, not a curated record.